Molecule: messenger RNA, 1217 nt
Organism: Tarenaya hassleriana
Lineage: Eukaryota; Viridiplantae; Streptophyta; Magnoliopsida; Brassicales; Cleomaceae
Product: GDSL esterase/lipase At1g20120-like
Exons: 5
Coding region: 24-1157 (377 amino acids)
Biological process (GO): lipid metabolic process
Cellular component (GO): extracellular region
Molecular function (GO): lipase activity
Source: RefSeq, a predicted model, not a curated record
UGCUUCAAGACAUACAUAGCAACAUGAAACAAUAUAUGCCGGUUUACAGCAUAUAUUCUCGUUCUUAUUCAUCGUCUUCUUCAAUACUACUUCGGUUCAUCUUCUUUCUCUUAUCUUUUUGCUUACCCGCUAUAGCUAACACCAAGUUUGAUCCCAAACCAUCGAGAAACAGGACUUUUCCUGCGUUGUUUGUCUUCGGAGAUUCCAUUAUAGACACCGGAAAUAACAACGACAUCAUGACGGUAGUCAAGUGUAAUUUUCGUCCCUACGGUAUAAAUUUUCCGAAUGGAGUUCCUACCGGAAGAUUUUCCAACGGAAAAGUUCCCUCCGACAUCUUAGCGGAAUUAUUGGGAAUAAAAGGAACCGUACCAGCAUAUUUGGAUCCGAAAUUAAAACCGGAAGAUCUGCUAACCGGUGUGGUCUUUGGGUCUGGCGGUUCAGGAUUUGAUCCUUUGACUCCUGUUUUAUUGUCGGUGAUAUCAAUGACGAACCAAUUGAAUUAUUUCCAAGAGUACAAGGAGAGGUUGAAGGGAAUGUUGGGUGAAGAAAGAGCGAACGCUCGAAUAGCAGAGAGCUUAUUCUUUGUCGUUGCCGGAAGCGACGAUAUAGCGAACACUUACUAUGGAUUCCAAGCACGGCGCUUCCAAUACAACCUCGGCGAUUAUACCUCUUUCUUGGCCGACUCUGCCACCAGUUUCGCUUUGCAGUUGCAUCAUUAUGGAGCAAGAUACAUAGCCAUUUCAAGUUUGCCACCAAUCGGAUGUCUGCCUUCGGUAAGAACCCUAAGAGGAAGAUUCGGUAGAGAUUGUUCAAAGCUCCUUAACUUGGCAGCUCAGCUUUUAAACUCCAAACUCUCCACAAAGAUGCAUGCUUUGUCUGAAACCCUACCAGACACCAAAUUGUUGUACAUCGACGUCUAUACUCCUAUGAUCGAGAUGAUAAAAUCCCCCAAAAAAUACGAUUUCGAGGUGGCCGACAAGGGAUGUUGCGGAACGGGAAUGAUCGAAACAGGUCCAUUUUGCAGCCACCCUACCUCGUACGUAUGUAAGAAUGCGUCUGCUUAUUUGUUUUGGGACAGUUAUCAUCCCACGGAAAGAGCUUAUAGGAUUUUAACCAAAGAUAUUGUUGACAAAUAUUUCUCCCGUUUCUAUGAUUAGCACUUAACUACUUACGGUGUAAGUAAUUGUGUUGCUUUUUAUUAUUAAAAAAAUUAGUUA